AUGGAGAAACUCGCAAAUUCGUUUUCAGUGUUAGAACUCGACGCCGACGAUAACCACGUUCCCACCACUGCGGUGCACUGUUUCAAUGUUGGAAUUUGGGAUUUUAGUCAUCAUGAGAAGAAGCGGGAGUUCCUGGGAGCAGAGUCAUGGUUGUUUGGAGAAGAUGAAGAAUUGGGCACGAAGAAACCAUUUAAGACCAAGAUGAUACAUUUUGUUAACCUCUCUAACAUGACUCAAACUACCCAUGUCAUUCAUGUAGCUAACCUCUCUCGGUGGGAUAAGGUUGUUGUUGUUAACGUUUACUUUGGAGGUCAGAUUGGUAAUAGUGACAGGGGAGUUAAUCAUGAAAUUAGCAUUAUACCAGUAAAAAACAAGAAACAAGAUCAAGAAAUUCCAGUGACUCCUUCAUGUGAAUACAAGUUACCUCUUGUGUGGAUUGACUUGGAAAUGACAGGAUUAAAUAUUGAAGCGGACAGAAUAUUGGAGAUUGCUUGUAUAAUUACAGAUGGAUAUUUAACCAAAACUGUGGAGGGUCCCGAUUUGGUCAUCCAUCAAACUAAGGAAUGCCUUGACAGGAUGGGAGAAUGGUGUCAGAAUCAUCAUGCAGCUAGUGGAUUAACAAAAAGGGUGCUACAGAGUACAAUUAGUGAAGGAGAAGCUGAAAAGCAGUUGGUUGAAGACAAAGCCAGUCGUCAUGUGGCAUUCUAUUCCUGCAUCAAGCCAAUGAUAUCAGUUCCAGUCAUGUGGGGGUAUUGCAUGGAGGCCCUUGCUUGUUGUGUUGGAAGUGUUAUUGAAUUUAUUAAGAGAUAUAUUAACGUUGAUUCGUACACACCUCUCUUGGCAGGAAAUUCUAUAUAUGUUGAUUUUCAAUUUCUGAAGAAAUACAUGCCAAAGUUGGCAAGUCUAUUCUCUCAUGUACUUGUUGAUGUUAGUAGUGUUAAAGCUCUCUGCAUUCGCUGGUAUCCCAAAGAUCAGAAGAAAGCACCUUCAAAAGUAAACAGACACAGAGCCAUGGAUGACAUCAGAGAAAGCAUCGAGGAACUUAGAUACUACAAGGCAAAUAUUUUUAAGCCCAAGUCCAGGAAGUGA
Messenger RNA from Sphenostylis stenocarpa, 1089 nucleotides. The record is from the annotation of a GenBank genome assembly. Lineage: Eukaryota; Viridiplantae; Streptophyta; Magnoliopsida; Fabales; Fabaceae.